This is a messenger RNA of Phyllostomus hastatus (greater spear-nosed bat), 1628 nucleotides long. RefSeq names its product RNA polymerase II subunit D (gene POLR2D). Gene Ontology annotation, biological process: nuclear-transcribed mRNA catabolic process, deadenylation-dependent decay; mRNA export from nucleus in response to heat stress; positive regulation of translational initiation. The record is from RefSeq and is a predicted model, not a curated record. NCBI's taxonomy places the organism in Eukaryota, Metazoa, Chordata, Mammalia, Chiroptera, Phyllostomidae. The transcript is spliced from 4 exons. Bases 63 to 491 code for a protein of 142 amino acids. Gene Ontology annotation, cellular component: RNA polymerase II, core complex; P-body. Gene Ontology annotation, molecular function: translation initiation factor binding; nucleotide binding.
CCCCGGCCGGCGGCUCCGCGCGUCCUCUUCCGGUGCUGUGGGUGUCGGCGUGAAGCGCGGCGAUGGCGACGGGCGGUCCCGACCCGCGUGGUGGCGACGUAGAGGAGGACGCUUCACAGCUCGUCUUUCCCAAAGAGUUUGAAACAGCUGAGACACUUCUAAAUUCAGAAGUUCAUAUGCUUCUGGAGCAUCGAAAGCAACAGAAUGAGAGUGCAGAGGAUGAACAAGAACUUUCUGAGGUCUUCAUGAAAACGCUAAACUAUACAGCUCGUUUCAGUCGUUUCAAAAACAGAGAGACCAUUGCCAGUGUCCGUAGCUUGUUGCUUCAGAAGAAGCUUCAUAAGUUUGAGUUGGCCUGUUUGGCCAACCUUUGUCCAGAGACUGCUGAGGAAUCCAAGGCUCUGAUCCCAAGCCUGGAGGGGCGGUUUGAAGAUGAGGAACUGCAGCAGAUUCUUGAUGAUAUCCAGACCAAGCGCAGCUUUCAAUAUUAAUCUCCAAACAUUACUACUUAGGGAACCACAUCCCCAGCAUGGCACCACUGUCCCCCAGGAUCUGGGACCAACUUGCACAGAAAUUCUAUCAUAGAAGGCAUUUGGGCUUUUGGAUACAACCACCCAGCUUUGUCUUGGUCUGGGUUGUUAUUUGAGACUUGACUGUUAAAUCAUAAUGACCAUGUAAUCUUGGAGAGGACUUGCAGUGGCUGCUUGUGGCUUCCUGAGCUUUCCUCUGGAAACGUCGGGGUGGGGUGAUAAGCAUAUAAGCUGUAGUUUUUGGCCCCUGUGUUAUUUUUUAUUUCUAAUAUUUUAUGCUUUGAUUUCAAUGUGUUUCUAGUUUAUGAAACUAUACUAGAACAUACAAAACUGGUAUGGGGAACAAUCUUACCUAAAUGCAAAAGGAAGAAUUAAACAAGACCUGUACAUUGUGUGAAAUUCUUGAAGAUAGGAUGGUAGUAGUGUUAAUGACCACGCCAGAGCCUUGACAUUAUUGGGCUUAACACAGGAGACCGGAAGAAGCUCACAAUGGAAAACAGUCACAACUGAGGAUAACUGUGCUAAGUAUUGUGGGACUGAAGCCUUGAGGUAGACAGGUAUUUUUCCUUUUUUCUUACUGUUGCGGAAUGUAGUUUUAGAGUAAGUGAUCCUAAAGUACUUACUUUAUCAUUCCCAAAUUUAGAUUUUUUUUUCCUUCAUCUGCCAGAUGUGAAGGUCUGAACACUUUGAAGUGCCCUUUUAGGUAGCAUCCCAUCCAAACCUCUGGCUUGCUACUUGGCAACAAGUGUUAUCAGAUGGGAGUAAUUUGGAAGGAGGGAGCCUGCCCAUUCCUCAGUCAGUACAGUGAAGUCAAUCAAUCUGAUACAAGUUGGAGAAAACAUUUUAAUAGCUGAACAUUCUAACUUUUAUCUUUAUGAAGGGAAAUAUACCUGUUUUUUUCCACAAUUUGGAAUUCUUUUUUUCUUUCUUUUUUUGUUUUGUUUUGUUUUGUUUUGCACUUGUUCCAAAUGAAUUCAUGAUCCAAGGAAAAGGUUGAGGAAAAACGUUGGCUGUAAAGGUCAAGGUGAUUUUGUGUUAGUUGCUAAAGCAAAAAUAAAAUAUUCCUAUUUUUAUAAAUUCUUUCAAUUUCUGAAAUGA